This is a messenger RNA of Pedinophyceae sp. YPF-701, 351 nucleotides long. The record is from the annotation of a GenBank genome assembly. NCBI's taxonomy places the organism in Eukaryota, Viridiplantae, Chlorophyta, Pedinophyceae.
AUGUCGUCGGGCAAGCAGGGCGUUCCCGACUUUGCCAAGAAGGUGGACCUGGAGGAUGAGAGCCUGCCCAUCACGUACCGGCGGGCCCACCAGAUCAUGACGGAGCGGACCGAGCGGGCGGUCCAGCGCGCGUUCCUCGAGCAGCUCAAGCAGCGCCUCAAGUGGUGCUACCGCUUUGCCGGGGCGGUCGACCGCAACCACAUCGAGGACUGCACGGCCCUCCGGCUAGCCUACAUGAGCGCGUACACCGCCAAGGGCAUGGACCUCGAGGACGUGCACCUCACGGAGUCCAAGGAGUGGAUCAAACAGGAGCGGGCACGCAAGGCCGAGGGAGGGGGCAGCGCCGACUGA